CCAGAGACAAUCAUAUUUCAUAACAGAAAGGGAGUGCCUCAGUGAAUUGUGGGGAAAAUGGAGAGUGAGCCAACUCGGAUAAUGAUCGCAGUGAACGAGUCGAGCAUCAAGGGCUAUCCACACCCCUCUAUUAGCAGCAAGCGCGCCUUCGAAUGGACUCUUCAGAAGAUCGUUCGCUCCAACACCUCUGCCUUCAAGCUCCUCUUCCUUCACGUCCAUGUCCCCGACGAAGACGGUUUUGAUGACAUGGAUAGCAUUUAUGCAUCCCCUGAAGAUUUCAAAAACUUGGAGCGCAGGGACAAGGCAAGAGGGCUUCAAUUGUUGGAGCACUUUGUGAAGAGUUCUCAUGAAUUUGGGGUUUCUUGUGGAGCAUGGAUAAAGAAAGGUGAUCCCAAGGAAGUCAUAUGCCAUGAGGUCAAACGAAUCCAGCCAGAUUUACUGGUUGUGGGUUGCAGGGGUCUUGGACCUUUUCAGAGGGUUUUUGUUGGAACUGUGAGUGAAUUCUGUGUGAAGCAUGCUGAAUGCCCUGUCAUCACCAUCAAACGCAGGCCAGAUGAAAUUCCUCAGGACCCAGUUGAUGACUGAUUGUUUUGGAACUUUUAACCUGCAGAAGACACAGAAUGGUGCAUGAGGAACGCUCUAAGGUGUAUACGACAUUCAGACUGAGUUUGUUAAGUUGGUUGUUCUACUUCUUUAUAGCUCAAGCUUGUGGAGCACAUGUUGUUCGUUUGUUUUGCUUUUGAAAAAUUUAAGAUACUUGUCUAAUGAUAUUAGGAAAAAUGGAGAUGUUAUAUUGCAAGCUGUGUGAGAGCAAUGAGCAGAAGCUUCGCUCGUAUAAAUACAGCAUCCAUACAAAAAAUGAUAGAAAAUGCAGCGAAAGCAGGAGGCUUAACACAUCUUCUGCUUGACAAAAACUAUCCAUUCUCUUUAACAUUACAUGUAAUGCUUAGACUUUUAUACUGC
Molecule: messenger RNA, 963 nt
Organism: Vitis riparia (riverbank grape)
Lineage: Eukaryota; Viridiplantae; Streptophyta; Magnoliopsida; Vitales; Vitaceae
Product: universal stress protein A-like protein
Exons: 5
Coding region: 58-585 (175 amino acids)
Molecular function (GO): AMP binding
Source: RefSeq, a predicted model, not a curated record